Molecule: messenger RNA, 1713 nt
Organism: Oppia nitens
Lineage: Eukaryota; Metazoa; Arthropoda; Arachnida; Sarcoptiformes; Oppiidae
Gene: Pus10
Product: tRNA pseudouridine synthase Pus10-like
Exons: 2
Coding region: 118-1713 (531 amino acids)
Biological process (GO): tRNA pseudouridine synthesis
Molecular function (GO): pseudouridine synthase activity; RNA binding
Source: RefSeq, a predicted model, not a curated record
AUUGACUAUUGUAUUGAAUAUAAUGUAAAACUUUGUCCAAAAUGUUUGCUUAGGUUUUGUUUAGUGAAAAACUUUUCGAUAUAUAAGCGGCCGUCAAGUGAUUUGUGGCCACCGAUUAUGGCCAACAACAACAACAGCGGGAACGCCACCACCACCGCUACCGACGACGAUACCGACAUCAGCACUGGUCAGCACAAGUCACCGCCGAUUAGCCAACUAUUGUCGACCGAUAGCCGCCGCAGUUGCGCCUCAUGUCUGGGACUACUGGACGACCGCUACUGCAAUCAAUUGGUCGAUAAAGUGGUCGACCAUUUGACUGGUGCCGACUUUGGCCAUCAGUAUAAACAGUUUCAGCUGUUUGUUUCGUUGCCGGUAUCGGUAACCCUACGCCAUGAACUAUUGAUACAAAAGUUGCGACACUAUCGGCAACUUAUCGACGGAGGAGGAGGACAUCAAAAACCACCGAAACUGCCGAAGUUGGACAUCGGUGGCGAUGGAGGCAAUAAUUGUUGGGAACCGGCCUCAGCCGCCGGCAUCUAUUCGGUGAAAGAUAUCUUUCGGGUGAUACUCGUCGACGGUAUUGAACGCCGACUACCUGGUCGGCCGUUUGACCCGAAUUCGGUGUUUAGUAUAUCGCUUGAUAUCGGCCACGUCGACAGUGACCGCGAAUGUUCGGAAUUUUACGAACGAACGCCGAAAUCGUUUUUCCCGAAGAAAUGUCUCAAAUCGACGACCAAAUCGUUUCUGAAUCAGUCGUCAAUAUUGCGAGCGUUGGCCACAUUAGAUGCCGACGUACUAUUCAAGUGGCCACUAGUGGCCAAUACAGAUAGUACGGAUUGUUCGCUCGAAUCGAUACGAGUGGCCAGCAAUCCGAUAUAUAUUGCCGGCCGCUAUCAAAAAUACAGCCGCCAUUUGUCGCAAACACCUUGGAUUCUGGACGACGGCAGCCGACUGAUGGACGACUCCGUACAGGACAUCAUCGAUCGGGGCGUACGUCAGCACGUGGUCUGCGAUGAACUCCGAUUUAGUGCUUCGGGUCGCGAGGAUGUCGAUGUCCGGAUGUUGGGACGCGGCCGACCGUUCAUACUGGAAGUGGUCAAUCCGCGAACCAUUGAACUAAGCGGACAACAGUUUCUGCAGAUAACCGAAACGAUAAAUAUGGCCGAAAAUACUAGUGUAACUGUACGUGACCUGCAAUUAGUUAGCAAAUCGGGUCUCCAGUUGCUAAAAGACGGCGAAAAUGCUAAAACCAAGACCUAUCGGGCCCUGUGCUGUAUGAGCCGUCCCCUAAGCGACAAUGAUUUGGCCCUAUUGGCCGCCACCGAGCCGUUUACGAUUAACCAGAAGACACCGAUUCGUGUACUUCAUCGGCGAACACUGUCUGUACGGCCGAAAAAAAUCUAUAAACUCGGCGCCGAACGAGUGACCAGCGAUAGCUUGUUGACAACGACCGACGACAAAGAGUUGACCGAUAAGUUCGGGCCGCAUUUGGACAGUAUUUUCUAUUUGUAUUUGACUACCGAAGCCGGCACUUAUGUCAAAGAGUUUGUCCAUUCGGAUUUCGGACGUACUGUACCGUCGUUGGCCACUUUGCUGGGCAAUUGCCGUACGGAUAUCAUACAACUCGAUGUUAUGGAAAUCAAUACUGAUUGGCCACCGAUUGUUACCACCGAUGAUGAUAAUGAAGUGGACAAUGAUAUGAAAAUUAGUUGA